This is a messenger RNA of Symbiodinium necroappetens, 262 nucleotides long. The record is from the annotation of a GenBank genome assembly. Lineage: Eukaryota; Dinophyceae; Suessiales; Symbiodiniaceae.
GGGGCUCGUGGUGGCUGGCGCAGCUGGCUCCGGCAGACGCUCGCUCAAAGACGUCAAUACCGGUGGCUGCGCCGACGGCGAUACACCGAGGCAGCCCUGGCGCUGCGAGGCGUGCGGCAGGCCUUCUGCUUCACCGCCUGGCGGCUCCGCUGUCGGCUGCGGCGCCUGGCCCCGCGGCUCCUGGCGCGCUCGCCGGGCCUGCGCCGUGCAGCCUUCGAGAUCUGGGCGCAAGGCGUGGAGCGGCGGCAGCUUGCUUCCCUGC